AUGUUGAAAGGCAAAACACUGAAAAUGGACAAACCUCCGUUGAGGAAGUACUAUGAUAAACUCCGGUUUGUGUUUCUGAUAUCCUUAACUUUUUGUUUCUCAUUGCUCCUCUUGGAUUAUUAUAUGGCUGUCAGUGAUCGUGGCAUCACCUUUUUACUUUUCCACAUGAAUGAUGCAAACCAUGCACAGAUUCCUAAACCCUCUUUUUUCAUUUUUAAUGAAACUGCUGAUUCUCCUGGAAAAAUAAAGUAUACGAAUCAAAAUAAUGUAUCAACUGGGGCCUCAAAUUUACCAAGUUGCAUUGUAGAGAAUCACUCAGAGAUCACAGUUCCUGCAGCACAAGGUGAAGUGCAUGAGAGAGACAUUAGUCCCCCUCAUUUGAAUAGAGACAAUGUUGGAGUUGUUGCAAAUCUUUCCUCAAGAAAUUUGGAUUCUUGUUCAGGCCAGUAUAUCUAUGUUCAUGAUCUUGCUAGCAGGUUCAAUGAGGAUUUGCUGAAGGGUUGUCACUCUCUCAUGAGGUGGUUUGAUAUGUGCCCGUACGUGUCCAACUUAGGCCUCGGACCUAAGGUUAUUGAGAAAUCAAAGGAGACGGUUCUGUUGAAGGAAAACUGGUAUGCCACUAACCAAUUUUCACUUGAAGUUAUUUUCCAUAACAUAAUGAAACACUACAAGUGCUUAACCAAAGAUUCCUCACUGGCUUCUGCUAUAUAUGUACCCUACUAUGCUGGCCUUGACGUGGGUCAGUACCUUUGGGGGGGCUUCAAUGUUUCAACAAGAGAUGCUUCACCAAAAGAACUAGUGAAAUGGCUGGCACAACAACCCGAAUGGAAAAGAAUGUGGGGUAGGGAUCAUUUCAUUGUUGGAGGGAGAAUUGGUUGGGACUUCAGGAGAGUAACAGAUAUGGAUGAUGAUUGGGGCACCAAACUAAUGCUUUUGCCAGAAGCAAGAAACAUGUCAAUUUUGCUAAUAGAAGCUGUUGAUUCAAAGGAAAAUGAGUUUCCUAUCCCAUAUCCAACUUACUUUCACCCCUCUAAGGAUAGGGAGAUUUUUCAGUGGCAGAAGAAAAUGAGAAAUGUGAAAAGGCCUUACUUGUUUUCAUUUGCAGGUGCUCCAAGGCCUGGUUCUAAUUCAUCAACCUCCAUCAGAAACGAGAUAAUCAAACAAUGUCAAUCCUCCAGGAGUUGCAAACUUCUAAAUUGUCAUGAUAGUCUUCAUCAUAACUACUGCAAUGAUCCUGUGCAUGUUACAAAGGUUUUUCAAAGCUCAGUUUUCUGUAUCCAGCCUCCAGGGGAUUCAUUCACUAGGAGAUCAACUUUUGACUCAAUACUGGCUGGUUGCAUUCCUGUUUUCUUUCAUCCAGAAUCAGCAUAUGACCAAUAUUUGUGGCAUUUUCCCAAAAAUGGUUCUAGCUACUCUGUAUACAUACCAGAAACAGAUGUCACACAGAAGAGGGUAAUAAUCAACAACACAUUGUCUAAAGUUCCAAAAAGUGAAGUUUUGGCUAUGCAAAAGGAGAUUAUAAGACUGAUUCCAAGAAUAAUAUAUCGUUAUCCAAGUUCUAGAUUAGAGACUGUUGAAGAUGCAUUUGAUGUAGCAGUUAAGGGAAUUAUUGGGAGAAUAGAAGCUAUAAAAAGGAACAUUACCACUGUCAAUGAUUCCAGUUCCUAG
Molecule: messenger RNA, 1668 nt
Organism: Sphenostylis stenocarpa
Lineage: Eukaryota; Viridiplantae; Streptophyta; Magnoliopsida; Fabales; Fabaceae
Source: the annotation of a GenBank genome assembly